Drepanopeziza brunnea f. sp. 'multigermtubi' MB_m1 is the source of this 1245-nucleotide messenger RNA. RefSeq lists its product as uncharacterized. NCBI's taxonomy places the organism in Eukaryota, Fungi, Ascomycota, Leotiomycetes, Helotiales, Drepanopezizaceae. The record is from RefSeq and is a predicted model, not a curated record.
AUGCCAAGGUUCUCGUUCAGACUCUGGAAGAGCCAGAAGGCUCAAGCACACGAGGAGGAUGAGGAGGAUACUUCUGAUGAGGAGUGCAAGCAUUUCGAGUGUGAGGCCGAGCCAGAAGGAGACGACCGACCUCGUAGUUGCACACCAGACGACCCGGGAGCUCCUCAAAUCCAAUCUGCCCACCCUGCCCAACCGGCCCAACCGGCAAACCAACACGACCGCAGACCCUCACGACAACCUUCCACGUCUCGACUUCGACCUCAACCUCAACCUCAGACCCAGAAGCCCGCCCAACACCGCUUCCCCAAACACACCCAGGAAUUCGUCCGCGCCCUCAACAAGUCCAUCAAGAAAACGAAGGCCCGGGACCGGGCUAUGCUGAUCGAGGUGUAUACCAAGUUCCUGCAGCAGGUCCCGCUGGAACACCCGGCCAUCGAUGACCCGGCGCUCUUCCUAGAGCUCGCUCGUGACUAUUUCCAACACGGGGCAAAGACGGACCGGAAGGUCGUCGUCUGCGUGGUGGAUCCCAUGUGUCCGCCAUGCGGCGUCCCGAGCGGCCCGCAGUUCGACCACCAGGUCAAAGUGUCGACGAGCGAGUUCGAGCUGCUGCGCUCGUACAGGCAGCAUCGGCGAGAGGCCGCGUGCGAGUGUGGGCUGGAGCUGCAGAAGAAGUGGCCGGGGUUGUCGAUGACGGAUAAGAGGCAUCGUGUGUUGCGGGACAUGGAGGUUGCGGAGAGGAUCGCGGAGGAGCAGGAGAAGUGUGCUUUGAUGGGUGAGAGGGCGGUGGCGCCGAACAAAGCGAGAGUGGAUGGAGGCGGCAAGGAGAGAAUUGUGAGGGAGAGGCCGACGAUGAGCGAGUGGAAAGAGCAGCAGGAGAGGAACAGGGUAGAGGAGGAGGAGAAGAUGAGGGCUCGGACGAUGAGAGAGAAUGCGGCCAGGAAGGUCAGAGAAGAAGCGUGGAGGAGGGAGAAGUUGGAAAAGCAGAGGGCGGCGGAAGCGAGUUCAAGCCAAGCGAGGAUCCCUCCUCACCAGGGGCAAGCCGAGGCCGGAGGAGACGAAAAGCCAGCAGAGAUCGACGAGCAGAUCGAAGGGAACCUCAGAGAAAGUCCUCGAGGCUGCCUCAAGCCUGGCAACGCCACCUCUCCAAAGCAGGAGAAGAGCGUCCGCCUCAAUGAUGGUAUCUCGGAGCACAUUAUCGCGCCCACAACAAGCAUAACCUCGAUCCCGCGAAGUCCAAGCCGGUGA